Molecule: messenger RNA, 747 nt
Organism: Penicillium vulpinum
Lineage: Eukaryota; Fungi; Ascomycota; Eurotiomycetes; Eurotiales; Aspergillaceae
Product: Actin cortical patch SUR7/pH-response regulator PalI
Exons: 3
Coding region: 1-747 (248 amino acids)
Biological process (GO): fungal-type cell wall organization
Cellular component (GO): plasma membrane; cell cortex of cell tip
Source: RefSeq, a predicted model, not a curated record
AUGUCGGACCUCAAGAGUCUAUUCCCGACGGUGACAGUGUUUAUCGCAUUUAUAAUCACCAUCCUAUGUCUCUUCGCAGGGACGCAGAGAAACUUCCUCUAUGAUGUGGAUAUAUUGACACUUCGCACACCUACGGGCAGCAUCGGCAUUGGAGUCCACGAUUUCUAUUCCAUCCACAUCUUGUCUCACUGCCAAGGAACAUUGGGAACGACCGAGACCGGUGUAGAAAUCUCACGCAACGUGACCAAAUGCUCGAACCGCACGCUUCUAUCCCCCUUUGACCCGACAGAGGCCUGGGCGAAGGAUAUCACCAGCUGGGGACUGGAGUGGCCGCGCGUGAUCAGCGAUGACUUCCACGCUUUAAGACUGACAAGCAAAGUCAUGGGCGUCCUGUACUGUAUGGGGAUUGGAGCAAUGGGUGCUGCCAUUCUCGUACGUGCAUGGACAGGUCUCGCUCCACGACCAGGCCAGGGCCCGUGUGAAUUUUUGUUUUUCAUACUCGGAUCCAUCACCAUCAGCAUCGCAUCCAUAAUCGCAACUGUCAUCGCAUUUGAAUUCGUCGCUUUGAUUAAUGCUCACGGCAAGGGCUCGAACGUGUCAGCCCAUUACGGAGAGAAAUUUCUCGGGAUGACUUGGGCCGCGGUGGGGCUGUUAUUCACCGGUAGCGUUGGUUGUUUUGUGAAUGUCUUUAUUCACGAACGGACUGCGUAUGCGCCUGCGCCCGUCGAAAAGGAUAUAGAGGGGUAA